Molecule: messenger RNA, 3126 nt
Organism: Guillardia theta CCMP2712
Lineage: Eukaryota; Cryptophyceae; Pyrenomonadales; Geminigeraceae
Exons: 11
Coding region: 1-3126 (1041 amino acids)
Molecular function (GO): protein binding; endopeptidase activity
Source: RefSeq, a predicted model, not a curated record
AUGCAGCGGGGAGCGCAUGCUUAUGGUAUCUUCUCAUCGCGCCAGAACCCCACGAUCACGUCAAGAACUUCAGCAGCUUACGGGGACCAUGAGAGCGAGGCCUUGUACGGCGUCGGAGCUGCUGUCUCUCAGAGCGAAGGCAAGACCUUUCGAGUCAAUGCUCUCAAGAGCGGAGGCCCCGCGGAGAGCGCUGGGCUCCUGAGGAAUGAUCAGAUCGUGACGGUCGACGGCAAGCGACCACCAGACCUGAGCGCUCUGAGGAGCAUGCUACUGGGACAGAAGGGAACCCGAGUCGUCAUCGGUGUCAGGCGACCAGGAGUGCAGCAUGUCAUCUCUAUCGAGAUCACGAGGGGCGAUCGAAACACUACAUUGUCUCCUCUCGUUGGGAUCGGCAUGGGCUUCCGGCCCUUGUCCAGUGGCGGCUACUUGGUCACGAACAUCGUGCCAGGAAGCGCAGCUGACAGAGCAGGCAUCAAGCACAACGACGUGAUAUGCAUCUGCAACGGGGUGCUGCUGGUCAACAAGCCCACCAACUUCCUGUCAGAGACUCUGAGCUCCAACGCUGCGGAGAGUUUCACGUUGGGGAUCAAGAGAGGGGAGGGUCUCAAGACUCUGACCGUCACUGUCAUCAACUCGCCGCUCAUGGAAGCAAGCCCUGAGCUCGCUGCCGACUCGGGUGUAAGAACCAUCGAGCUGCGGGAGACGCAGGGAAGCUAUUCGGCCAACUUCUACACGGAUGCCGGGGGGUCAGUGUAUGACUCGGACAGGUCAGACAGCAAGCUGACGGCAGCGAGCUCCACCUCCUAUCGCAGCGGGUUCUACUCGGACAGCAGCAGAGACGCGUCGGACUACAGCAGUGACGACAGCAGAGGACAGUCGUCCCCUCGUUUGAUGUUCACCAAGACAUCCAUCCAGCAGGACGGGGGAAUGAUAUUCUCGAGCAGGAGCCAGACUCUUCCUCCUCGCACUCGCUCCAAGCGCUUCCAAACCGCCAGCUCGCUGGGUUCUGGACCCGAGCUGCCGACGGCGACGAGGAAAGAGAGAGAAGAAGCGUACAACAACAAUGAUGCUCCGAGUGACCCGAUCGCUCAUGUCGCUCCGUCCGAGGCAGCAGCAGCAGCAGCAGGAGAUGAGAGACGCCGGUACUCGCCUGAUGAGCUAACGCAUUUCCAAACCAAAGUGAUGAACAAGAUCCACGCGCUUGAGGUGCUGUACGAGGACUUGAAGAUAGCGCGAGAGAGGCUGAAAGACGACCUGCACACUGAGAGCGUCGAGAAGCUGCAGCGACUGAUCCAUACUUACGACGACCUUGUACGGAGUGAGCAUCACCGGCAGGAGGCUGAGAGAGCCCGAGAAGAAGGCGAAGUUCGUCGAGAACGAGAAAUGACUUAUGUCAAAGAUUUCAUCCACAAGAUGGCGGAUCAGAUUGAUCUUGUCUUGGACAACCAAACAAGAAUGGAACACAUGCUGACCGAACAUGACUCGAAGAUGGCAAGCUUCGAGGACAGUCUGGUGCGGCUGAAACAGGAGCAAGACGGGCUGAUAGAGGGGCUAGAGGAGAUGCAGCUUAAGAUCAAGUCAUCGGUCACUAUGGUGGAAGAGAACAUGUUGCAGCGAGAGCAGCAGAUUUAUCAAAAGCUCAACGAGUCGAGGAUAGAGAUCGUCUCCUCGUUUCAUGCCGACCCCUCCAAGGUGACAGAUUCGCCAUCAUCGCUCGACUCAGAGCUCAAAGCCAACGGCGGCACCCCCUACACCCCUCGCAAGUCAUCGCAAGGCAAGGAAACCUUGUACAGCCCGCGAGAGAAGAGAGGAAAGUCUGCAGACCAUGGGGAGACGAUAGUCUCGUACGCUGGGUUCUAUCCUGUCUUGUAUGCUCAGAAGUGUGUCUUCUCAGACGUGGCUCCUCCCAAUAUGAGAUGUACGAGAAUCUUUCUUGACGACAGGAUGGUCAUCUUUCAAAAGAACAAGGAUGGGGUGCAUGACCUCCAGUAUGCGAUAGUUGUACAUCUAGUCAGCCAGAAGAUCUGGGCAUACAAGAUCAUGGGGGGGAUAGCGCAGAGGAAUCGGACCUUAUUCCAGGUGGUGGGGGAGGACAUCUGCGUCUUCGUUCACGAUGACAGCGGAAAAAUUGACCUCAAGAAGCUCUUCGUGCUCAAGUUUGCGAACGACGAUAGGAUGUUCCUUCAAUCAGUCCACAUCGACCCGUCCAUCCCGUCUCGGACGCUAUGCCACAUCGAAGCCGUCGGUCGCAGUUGUGUCUUGUUUGCACAUGACGUCGAUCGCAAGUUUGAUCUCCGCAACAUCUUCGUGCUCGAUACCGAGAUGCUCACUCUGAGAAACUGUUCUGAGAUCAUGAACCUCAACCCCGAGCAAAAGGAGCUUGCCUUCCACGGCAUCUCGUGUACGGUCGUUGGGUUCAAACUUGUCCUGGUGCUUCAGACCGUCAGCUCUCUUGACCUCAGCCAGGUCUGGAUAGUCGACACCAACCUCGGAAUGAUCUCGACCCCGGUCACCUUGAGUGAGCCCUGCAGCAGCUCCAGCAGCGUGCGGGCGCUGGUCAAGGCGAUGAAGCACUCAGUUUACUUGUUCGUCGAGGAGGAGGAGCAGAAGAUCGACUUCGAGCAGACGAUGAUGAUCGACAUGGAGUCAGCAAGCAUCAAGAAGGUCGAGAUGGAAGGAAGCUUCCCGGAGCGAUGGAAAGGAAAGUUUCACAUCCUUGACGAGAAGCACCUGCUGACGAUCCGCGUCAAGGACGAUGGGGCCAUGGACUUCACGGAGAUGCUGCUGCUCGAUGCUAGCGACCCUCUCAAGCUCAAAGUUUCUCCUCUCACGCUGCCUCUGCCUGGCAUCCCCUGGGAGAACGUCAGGCUCUCAGUGUUUGAAGAGAAACUCCUUGCAACCUCCUCUUCGAGCAAAUUCAGAAGGCUGGUCGGUGUGAUCUCUCCCUUGCAAAACGUCGUCAAGAUGUUCUGCCUGGACGUGAGGAACCCGAACGUCUCCUUCGACGUUGCCAGUCAAGACAAGUACCUGGUCGUGCUCCCCCGGGACUCCAACGGGAAACUGAUUGUUGGAGAUGUUUCUAUCAUCGACAUGAAACAAGUCUUUGACACCAACUCGACUUCUUGA